AUGGCUCCUGACCACUCCGCCACUUCUCAGCGUGCCCCUCAGCACGCACCACCUUCAACAGGACCAUAUGCACCACAAGCAAUCUCAAUUGCAGAUGACUCGGACACUGAUUUCGAUCCCACACCUGUUCACAGUCCCGGAGGACCACAUUACGAUGACCUGCCACCUUCAUACGACCAGGCUCAGGAGCAGGCUGUGGUCGACGCACGAAACGGUGUCAUGCCUCUAGAUGCAGCCCAAGUAGAAGCACACCGAUUAACACUGAACGAAGGCCCAAACGAGCCGGAAGUUUGGGAAUAUCAAAUGCGAGAUGAAGAAGUCGAUAACACGGAUGAACGUGAGCCUGCACCAGACUAUGGAAGUCCGCCACGUCAUUUUGCGGCCACCGUGCCUAAUGAGCAUGUCGAGAGGAGCGAGAAUAUUUCCGUCGGAGUUUUGGAAAACCAAUCUUCUCCAAGGAAAAACGAUGAUCACCAAUUACCCGAUUUAUUCAGCGAAGCACUCGAGUUUACUCAGCUUCAGCCUGACCUCGAUGCAAAUUACCAGCGUUUGCCACGAGUUGUUGCUCUUCCUCCAACACGGCCAUCUUCACAGCAGCUGCCAUCGCAUGAAACGCCGGUGCAAUUCUCCCAGGCCUACUCUUGGACCCUGCAAACCCACUCGAUUCAUCAUGCACAUUUCGCAGAAUUCCUAGAAGGAUUGAACGCUCUUUGUCAAGCCUUUCAUGCCACGUCUAAUGAUCUACUUUUCGGGAAUGGCUUACACGACUCUCGGGAGAACUCUGUGCAUGAAUAUCUCGAUAGAGCGAAUGAGAGGUUCUUCCACCCCCGUGCCUUACAUGUAUCGUUGAGAUCGCUAUCUUCGCUUCUCGGCGAUCUGGACAUUUCUAUCGAUCAAGCCAAGAGAUCAGGUUUGAUAACCACGCUUUUGGACAGGAACAGUACUGCGAAACAAAGAGCUGAAGCUCUUUACCCUCGGAUCGAAAUUAUCGACUUUAAUGUCGAAUCAGCCAGUCUACCAAACUUGUCAGUACGUGAGAUGGAGAAUAGACUCAAUGUAUCCAGGUCUGCCGCCAAUAUCGCUGGAGACCAUAAGCUUACAAUGUCUCCACGGUCCCAGCCGCCAGAAAUUCCAAGUCCGGCAGAUUCAGACCCCCCUCACUCGAUCCCACAAUUUCCAGAGCAGGACCAUGGUUCACCUAGAUUACCAGGACGAGACAAUCAUACUCAUGACUCACAGAGUCCUCCGGCAGGUGGCUCUUCAGGACAUCGCCAUCAGGCCCCUCCGUCGUUCGGGCCGCCCGAACCACCCAGCUUUAGUCAAAAAUUUCCUGGAUCUGGCCCUGGUCAAUCACAGUAUGUGAAUGAUUGGGAGACUCUGGGUCGAAAUAUGGGAAAGUGGGGUGAAGAAUAUGGUAGAAAUAUGGGAAAGUGGGGUGAACAAUACGGUAGAAGCAUGGGAAAGUGGGGUGAACAAUACGGGAGAAGCAUGGGCAAUUGGGGUGAACAAUACGGGAGAAGCAUGGGCAAUUGGGGUCAACAAUACGGCAAAAGCUGGGGAACCUGGGGCGCAAACCUGGGUCAAAGUUUUGGAACCUGGGGUCAGGGGGCUGGACUGGGCUGGACUGGGCAGGCCGCUUCGGCAGCAAGUGGAAGCCGUCAACCAUGGACUGGGUCAAACACGACAGCGGCGCACGGGGAUCUUCCUCCUGCGUACAAUCAAGAAAUAUUAGGUGGAGGUUCUGCCGGCAUUUCUGGUGAUUGUAAGACCAAUGGCGAUGGUCCAAGCAAAACACAGGGCGAAUCAAAGAGCGUCCGGAUCAAUCCCGGCGAUGACGAUGAUGACGAUGACACUUCGUCUGUAUCUUCAGAAACCUCAGACUCCGAAUCCGACUUCGACUCCGACUCCGACUCCGACUCAGUUUCAAACUCGGAACUAUCCGAAGCCGUCUUGCAAGAACGCGUCGAACACAUCAACUCAAAAGCCAACGCCGCUUUGAAGAAAGGCAAGAAACCCGCGUCCGAUAUCCUCCAUGAACGCACCGUAGCAACACAGCGAGUACUUUCCGAAAAGCAAAGUCGGCAACAAUGCAAAAUCGCACAUCGUGCUACACUACGCAAUAUCAAACAGCGGGGUCGCGACCUAAAACAACAGCAUCGCCAAAGGAAACGGGAGCUACGCGCGUUAUCCAUGCGCAAUGGCAAGGGUAAAGGUAAAGCGAAGAAGAGUAAGGAGUGGAAGGAGGCGAAGAAGGAAUAUAGAGCUAAGAGGAAGGAAUUACGCAAAGAGAAGCAUGCUGCGAGAAAGGAGUGGCGGGAAGCCAAGGGAGAAAUUCGAAACAAUGGUAGAGAUGUCAGGAUGACUAGUGAAGAUUUUGAAGGUUUGGAAUCUAUGGUGUGGGUUGUAGUUGAUAAUUGGGAUUUGCAGGAUACGCGCAAGGAAUAG
Molecule: messenger RNA, 2445 nt
Organism: Plenodomus lingam JN3
Lineage: Eukaryota; Fungi; Ascomycota; Dothideomycetes; Pleosporales; Leptosphaeriaceae
Source: RefSeq, a predicted model, not a curated record